Ilyonectria robusta is the source of this 1653-nucleotide messenger RNA. RefSeq lists its product as uncharacterized. Gene Ontology annotation, biological process: proteolysis. Lineage: Eukaryota; Fungi; Ascomycota; Sordariomycetes; Hypocreales; Nectriaceae. The transcript has a single exon. Bases 1 to 1653 code for a protein of 550 amino acids. The record is from RefSeq and is a predicted model, not a curated record. Gene Ontology annotation, molecular function: zinc ion binding; metallocarboxypeptidase activity.
AUGAGGUUAUCCGUCGCUCGCAUUGCGGCGACGUCGUUGCUGCUACUCCAUGCCGCCGACGCUGCCAACAUUGACGCUCAGCGAGCCAAUGCCAACAACCGAUUCAACCCUGCCUCUACCGACGUCAACAAUGCUCGUCUCUUCCCCUUCCUAACCAAGCUCCGCGACAGCGCCAUCGAGUUCGUCUUUGGACGCCAUCCCACCAAGGAAGCGGCUCGGCCGCCCGUCCUCAACCAACUCCGCGCCCAGUAUGCAAACCAGCUCGUUCUGCGUUUCAACGUCUCCACUGCCGACGAAGAGGGUGCCCUUGCCGAUGCCGUCGCUCGCCUAUUCCUCGAUGUAUGGGCUUUCACUGAUGAAUUUGUCGAUAUUCGCCUACACGCCGACGAGGUUGCGCCACUCCUGAGCCUCCUCCCCAGAUCUCUUCGCUUCGCCCAGUCGACUCUCAUUCCCGAUCUAGCUACCGCCGUAUACCAGUCACUCCCGACCGAUAACGAUCCUCAUCGGCCUGAUCCCCAGACAGGAGCCCCGGUUCUUGUUUCGCCCCCUUCAGCCGGCGAUAACCUCUUCUUCCAAGACUAUCAGCCUCUCCCCGUUAUCAUCCGUUGGAUGCGUCUCUUGGAGGCCAUGUUUCCUACAUAUGUCGACUACAUCACCAUCGGCAAGUCCUACGAGGGUCGCGAUAUCCCCGCCCUCCGUGUUGGCGUUCCAGUCGUCGACUCCAUGGCGCCUCCGCGCAAGACGAUUGUGUUUAUGGGUGGCUCUCAUGCCAGGGAAUGGAUCUCGACGAGCACCGUCAACUAUUUGGCCUGGUCUUUCAUCACCUCAUUUGGGAAGGAACGGAUGAUUACAAAACUUCUCGAUGAGUUCGAUAUAAUCUUCAUCCCCGUCGCAAACCCCGAUGGUUUUGAGUACACCUGGCAUAUCGAUCGUCUGUGGCGGAAGACUCGACAACAAACGAAUCUCCAAUUCUGCCGGGGUCUAGAUCUGGAUCGUGCCUUUGGGUUCGAGUGGGAUGGAUCGCGGGUUCAGCGCGAUCCUUGCUCCGAGAGCUAUGGUGGCGAGAAGCCGUUCCAGGCCAUCGAAGCCGUACAGAUCGCAGAUUGGGCGCGGAACCAGACGUGGAACAAUGUUCGCUUCGUGGGAUUGGUGGACCUUCACUCAUACUCACAGCAGAUCCUAUUCCCCUACUCAUACACAUGCUCAGUUGACCCACCGAACCUAGAGAAUCUGGAGGAGCUCGCUGCUGGCAUCGCCAAGUCCAUCAGGCUUUCCAACGGAGAGUCGUAUACCGUCACAUCUGCAUGUGAAGGCGCAGUCUCGGCACGAGAAUCUGGCGGCGAGCGAUUUUGGUCUCGUAUCGAAUCCGGCGGGGGAUCAGCAGUCGACUGGUUCUACCAUGAGUUGCGGGCCCACUUCAGCUACCAGAUAAAGCUCCGGGAUACUGGCAGCUACGGCUUCUUGCUACCCAAAGAACACAUCGUUCCCACAGGCGAGGAAAUUUUCAAUGCCAUGAAGUACUAUGGCGACUACCUGCUAGGCAACAAUGGCAUCGAGGAGUUUCCAGACAAGGAAAACGAUGUGCACACUUCUGAUGGCGAUGACGACGUACCGCUCACGCAGGAGUUAAGGAGGAGGAGGCUACGACGGUGA